Condylura cristata (star-nosed mole) is the source of this 6085-nucleotide messenger RNA. RefSeq names its product monocyte to macrophage differentiation-associated 2 (gene MMD2). The transcript has 7 exons. Gene Ontology annotation, molecular function: pore-forming activity. Gene Ontology annotation, cellular component: membrane. The record is from RefSeq and is a predicted model, not a curated record. NCBI's taxonomy places the organism in Eukaryota, Metazoa, Chordata, Mammalia, Eulipotyphla, Talpidae. Bases 31 to 771 code for a protein of 246 amino acids.
CCCGGGCUGGAGGCUGAUGGAACCGCCAAGAUGUUCGCUCCCCGGCUCCUGGAUUUCCAGAAGACGAAGUACGCGAGGUUCAUGAACCACCGAGUCCCCGCCCACAAGCGGUACCAGCCCACGGAGUAUGAGCAUGCUGCCAACUGUGCCACCCAUGCCCUCUGGAUCAUUCCCAGCAUCCUCGGCAGCUCCAACCUCUACUUCCUGUCGGAUGAUGACUGGGAGACCAUUUCUGCCUGGAUCUACGGCCUUGGCCUCUGUGGGCUCUUUGUGGUGUCCACUGUCUUCCACACGAUCUCCUGGAAAAAGAGCCACCUCAGGAUGGUGGAGCACUGCCUGCACAUGUUCGACCGCAUGGUCAUCUACUUCUUCAUAGCAGCCUCCUACGCGCCCUGGCUGAACCUUCGGGAACUGGGGCCCUGGGCCUCCCACAUGCGCUGGCUGGUCUGGAUCAUGGCCUCCGUCGGCACCAUCUAUGUCUUCUUCUUUCAUGAGCGGUACAAGCUUGUGGAGCUGCUCUGCUAUGUCAUCAUGGGCUUCUUCCCGGCCCUGGUAAUCCUUUCAAUGCCCAACACUGAGGGCAUCUGGGAGUUGAUGACCGGAGGAGUCUUCUACUGCAUGGGCAUGGUGUUCUUCAAGAGCGAUGGGAGGGUCCCCUUCGCCCAUGCCAUCUGGCAUCUCUUUGUGGCAUUUGGUGCUGGUACUCACUACUAUGCCAUCUGGAGGUAUCUCUAUCUGCCCAGCACCCUGCAGGCCAAGGUAUCCAAAUGAGAUGGCCCAGACGUCACAGAGCCUGUGGGCAUUUGGAACAGAGCAUCUCGGGAAGUGUUUCUGUGAACCUUAGCUCAGAUCACAAUGCCUGGACCUGUCUGCCCUUCCGUGGGUAGAGUGAGCUUUUGAGGGGUCCGAGGUUACUUCUGGUGACAACCAGACCAUCUUUGUUUCCAGGUGACAAAGAAAGAAUUUAGUCAUUUUACAGAGGAGAAAUUAAUCCUGUUAUGUGCUUCUAUUCUAGACAAGUGUUUCCUAAUACAGUCAACAUUAACAUCUUCAGAAAAGGGAGUGGACACUGCCCUGGAAAACUGGGAAGCAAUGAGCCAAUAUGUGCUUCUUAAGACCCUGAGAAAUCUCUCAGGGUGGGUUUUUUUAAUACCUGGAUGGCCAGAGCUUCCUUUCCUGCUACCAAGUCCUGGCUUGGGGAAUUGUCCCAUUCAGGGAACAUGAUCCAGCUUGUGGAUCAAGAAUGGUGAAUAUCCAUGACCAUCGCAGACAUUACCAAUCAACUGCAGCAUGGUGUCAUCAGACUUCCCGAGUCAGAGCUCUGGGCAGUCACUCCCAAUCAAUUUGGCACUCAUGAAGUCACCUCUUUGCCUUUCCUGCCCAGAGUGCUGUGCAGUGGGACCAAGGCCUCACCUGUUACAUCUCCUUGUGGGGAAGCAUGCUUAUCUUCUGACACUAUGCCUGCACCCCUUCCCUUUUGCCAUUUUGGAGAAGCUCCAUUUUGGGCAGUCCAGGGGCAGUAGGAAGAGAUCAAGGCAUACACUUGGGGCAGCCCCUGACUCUCUCCACCAUCGCUGGUUCUCAGGACAGAGGAGAAGUGAGCGACUGGGGUGGGGAAGCUGUUGCUUGGUCAUUUCUCAGAGGAAUUACAAGUGCUGCUCAUUAGGGAGGACAGGCAUGUCCUGGAAACAUGCUCACCGGAUCCAGAUUUUGGGUUGACGAUGACAAAUUCAGAUUCUCACUUGAUACCAAGCAAUGGCCCUUCUGGGCUCCUCAGGUGAACCCCGGAGGGCAGGCCUCAGUUAGUUUGAUGUGGAUCAUGGCAGGCUGUCUGGAGACCUCCAACCUGUGAGUCCCUGUUACCCCAGUGAAAGGCUUUCAAGGGCCUUACCUCACAGCCUGCUGCCUGGCUGGACCAGCUGCUUGGUACCAGGCUCAUGGACACAUAACUGGGAAUGAGGGAGCCGGCCCAUCUCCAGGAUCUGAAUGGGAAUCUCAGAAUGCUUGGAUCAAGGAUUUGAUUUGUCUCCACUCAGACAUCCUUUUCCACGACUCCCAGCCAGAGUUGAGUGGGCAAGGAUGGGUAAAGACAGGAUGCCUUAUGUUUAUUUUUAGUACAUUCCAGGGUAUUUCCGGGCUCUGACAUCUGGAAUCCUGUGUGUCCAAGCCAGUAUUAGAUCACUGUGACCUUCCUCAGAGAGGUGGGUGCAGAACUGGCUGAUGCACUAGGGCUGUUUUGUCCUCGUGUGUGUGUGUGUGUGUGUGUGUGUGUGCAUGGGGACAUGCAUGUGGGUGUGCUCGUGUGCAUAUGAGUGCAUGUGUGUGCGUCUACCCUGCCAUUCCUAGGCCCUGGAAACAGCCUUCAGGCAGCGUGCAUACCUGCACACAUCAACUGGGGUCAGGGUUGAAAGCCAGUGGGGAGGGGAAGCUUUAUGGGGGAGGACAGGCUGGGUUUACCAACCCUCAGUUGGGGGUAGGAUGGGGGCAGAGUCAUGUGGGUUCUGGUCUGCUGUUGAGUGAACCUCCCAAAGUGUCAGCACCCUGCCAACUGGAUAAAAAUCCUCUUAUGGGGGCGCCAAAGCCCUGCUAGAGGGCCGUGCUGGGUGCUGGGGCCUCUUUAGUGGCCUUGCAGGCCCUGCUGAGGGGCCUGCAGUCUGAUGCCUGCAUCUCCUGGGGUUCCCUCCUCCUGGACAUUUGAUCUUGCAUUUCCCCCAGCAUCAUCUGCCUUUUUACAUCCCUGCCACAUAUUUUAAGGUGCCUAUUCACCCUCUCUUCUGAUCAACCUACCCCUAUUUUUUCAAAGUCUCACUCAGGCAUCAGCAUAGAGGAACUUCUAGCUCACCUCUGACUUGGGUACUCUCCCUUUCCACUUCUCAACAACCCCUGUGCUUACUUGUACCACAGCAGGGUACAGGUGAGUUCUGUCCUUUGUCACCCUGGUAAUUAUGUCUGCUCCCCCACAAUCCAAGAUCUCCUAGAGGAGGGAUUGUGUCUUGCUAGACUUGGGGUGAGAUCUAUCAUCCUCCAUUGUGAGGGCUUGGACCAAUUCCUCAAUCUCUUUCCUCAGUUAAGACAGCAGGGUUGCCUGAAGAUUCAGCAGGAUAAGGAAUAUCAAAUACCCACCAUGGUCUCCUUCUCCUAAUUGAUGCCCUUGUGCAUUUGGGAAGCAACCCCUGUUAAGGAAGGUAACACUCUUCCAAGGGUGUCAGCAAACUUACUAGCCAAAGAAAUGAAUCACUAAUGGUGAAAUCUCUGACUGUGGACAGCCAAAUGAGGGAAUUCUAUAGGACCUUGACCACAUUUUCUUGCUUUGCUUCAAUUCAGGAUAUUCUCCCAUGAACUCUUUCUUUUCUGAGCAUCAUGUUGAAAGAGUUUCUUGGAAUGCAGUUUCACCCUAGACUUCCUCCAAACAUGUCCCAAAUAGUGCAGGAAAUACAAGGCGUUCCUUUCACCAGUCUCUCUAUAGGUAAGGCCCUGUCCCAGGAGUGUUGUACUGGGUUUGUACAGUGGGCACAACACUGAACAUUCAGAUCCCAGCAGCUCCUUCCUUCCCAUCCCUGAGACUGUCAUGUGGCAGAACUAACCAGUAAAGUGACUGUCAUGUCCCAAGGAGCCAGGGGGGCAGUAGACAGUAGAUAGGUCUGUUUGACCUUCCACCACUUCAGUGACUGCUUCUGCUUAGGAUUGAGUUAGGCACUUGCCAGGUACAGUGAGCGGUGGGAGCUGUAAGGGAGGUUAGAGGUGGAGGCAGGACUGGGGGACAGGCUCACGCUCAACCUACGCAGGGUAAAGCCAGAUCUUUGCUGGGAGGAAGCCAGAACGGCUGUUCUCAGCUCUGAAGUUCAGCCAGCGAGCUACCAAAGAGGUUUGUUAAAUUACAGAUGCAGGGGGUGAUCAUUUGUGCGAAGCCACUCAUGUAGCUCCCAGUGGCAGGGAGGCCCCGGGCUGCCUCCAGCCCUGUGUUUGCUCUGAACGUCUUCUCUGCUGAUGUUCACUGCAGGACUUGGGACGCCCCUUUAAAAGACUGGCCCACAGGCCCCCGCAGUACGUGCCUCCUGUGUACAGCUGGCCAGCAGGAGGCCCAUGGGUCUCUCUGUUAUCUUCUGUGGGGGUUGAUGUCCAGGGCUGAUCUGCUUUGACCUCAACUCUGAGCUGGAAGGAGUGGAAGAGCAGCUGAGGGUGUCUAUCUUGCAGAUGGGCGAAUGGGUGGGAGCAGUGGGGUGGCCUGCCUGUGGCAUAGUCAUAGAGUCCAGUGAACUUGGCCAGAACCCCACCUGAUUCCAGCCCAGUGUGCAUUUUACUCCCUGUUUCCAUGUGGCCAAGUUUGGUUGGUCAGCCAGCAGGAAGCUGUGGCCAUCUUGGAAGAGACGCCUGGAGCAGCCUGGAGACCUGGGUUUUGCUUCUCUGUUUCCUGCUCAUGGUGUGACUUUGCACAAAUGACUUCGCUGGGCUUCCAUCUGACCAGCUAUAAAGUGCUCUUACUUGACGGACUGCACGCUGCUGGUCCAUCUCCAGGCUGUGCAUGCUAGGGAUGAGCAAUGAGCAUGCUAGGGGUGUGAGCAAUGGAUUGGAGCCUUGGUCAGAUGCCUGUGUCUCUGUGGGUCCACACAGAGCUCUGCACUUAGCAGGGGUCCAGACAAAUUUGGGGAUGAGUGGGAAAGGGUGAACUUGGUCUUCAUUUCUUCCUCUCCUGAGGUGGGAGGCGUGGCUGGGGGGCCUCCUGCAAGUGGACCCUGGUACAUGGGGGUCAGGAAGAAGCAGACUCAUAGUCAUGGUCCUGUGGCACCUCUCCAGUCUUGCUUCGUGGAGGCUCUCAACAUGGGAAGGCCAACAGAAAUGCCAGUGGGCUGGUGUUUCCCACAUUGAGUUGACAGUGUGCUGUGGCUCUGGGGAGUGGGUCUGCAGUUUGGAAACUGGUGUCUGAGGCCAGCCUGCGGAUGCGGGAUGAAGGAUCCAGAGCCCCCAGGAGGCAGGCCAGGUGGAGAGUAUGAAGCUAGGGUUCUCUGAGGAGGGACCCCGAGACUCACCCAGGCUCGUUGUAGGUUGAGAGAGUGUGUCUAGAUCCUAGAGACUGGGGUGGGGGUUUGUUUUAUUUUCAACAAAAUAAUUUGUUAUUAUAAGCAUUUUAUAAGAUACUAGAAAGGUGGAAGGGUUUUAGUCUCCCUACCUCUCAGGUGAUUGUUCUUAAUCCUUUGUGGGUUUUUGUGUUUUUUUCCUCUGACAUUUUGUAUCUUACCCUUUUUUUUUUUAAGAAAUAUUUUUGUUUAUUAUUCCAGAUGCUUUGCAAACAUUAUUGUACAGGUCUCCACUGAGUGGCUAUUCCACAACUUCUCUAGCCACUUCUUUCACUUUUAAUUAGAGUGCAUGUUGGCAAUAGGAUCUCUCCACAUCAGUUUCCCCCAAUUUCAUACGUUUUCUUCAGGUCACAUUAAGAAGCUGGGUGAAUCUCCUCUUGCUGCCUGCUGUCUCUGGACUGAUAGUCCCCUAAACGUGGCCCUUGUGUCAGGAGAGUUGGCACACCAGGAGCCUGCUGCUGGGUGCUUCCAGGGGCUGGUCUAGCUGGAAGAUUCCGGAAAGUCAGCUCCAGCCUGCAGCCUGUGUGAUGGCCCAUGGAGCAGGGCACGGGGAGUGAGGGCGUGGAGGGACUUUCCCAGGUCCCGAGUGCCAGGGCUUUGUGGCCGGUGCGCUCAGCCCGCGUGAUGCUGCCCACUCUGGUGGGAGACGGGUGUCAGCCAGGGCAAAGGUGUGUCCCAUGUGGUGGUACCCGAAACCGACGGUUAAAUAUUCAGAAGUGGUUGCCAAACCACUGGCACUGUGAGAUUGGUCUCGGCAGGAGUACCUACCCGUGGAAAUUGGCAAAGGCUGCGUGGCAGAGAUCAGUAUUUUCUGAGAGCAGGCUUCCAGGCCCGCUGCUGCCCGAGGCUGUGUCUGCUUUUCUGUAUCCCGCCCUGCUCUUCACCAGGACGCCAGGUUACAUAUAGAUGCCCAACUGUGUACUCACGUCCACAUUCUUAUAUAUUCUUGUUUUUUUUUUUAAGAUUUAUUUAUUUUUGCAUACAAGAACUGGGGUACAGGCCAGAGUUGC